AUGCUGCAGCCGCACCGGGGGGCAGCUGAGUCCCCCCGGGAUGAUUGUCUGUCGGCCGUUCUGCAGCUUCUGCAGCACGGUGGCCUCCUGCAGUACCGGAGCCUCCUCCACCUUCACUUCGCCACUAUUGCCACCCGGUGGCUUGGCUUGCGCUUGUGGGGUGAUCGGGGUGGCAGCAUUGAGUUUCUCCUGAUAAUAAGCACUGGCAUUGGUUCCUGUCUAUCGCGCAAGCGGCGGAUCCAAGCAACUAAAGAAGGUAAGUCAGCACCAAUAUAG
Messenger RNA from Penicillium taxi, 276 nucleotides. RefSeq lists its product as uncharacterized. The transcript has a single exon. Lineage: Eukaryota; Fungi; Ascomycota; Eurotiomycetes; Eurotiales; Aspergillaceae. Bases 1 to 276 code for a protein of 91 amino acids. The record is from RefSeq and is a predicted model, not a curated record.